AUGCAAGGUACAUCUCGUAGCAAGGGCCCAAAACGUUACGGUGAGGCCCCCGUGCCGGUCGACAAUCUCGCCGACCCCGCCCUGGCCCUCGUGGCCACAGGGCCGCAGCUCAUAGCGGCCCUGUCCAACCCAGCGAUCCGCGUGGCCCUGCUGACUACGGAUGUGUUCGUGUCUGCCGCUGAUUGGAGGCCCUACAUUCCCCUACUGCCCCUAGUGCGCGAUGCCGAUUUUGCGAUUUCCGGAGUACCCGGGCCGCAGACCUCCUGGCCUCAGCUAGAUCUCAACAACGCCCAUGACAAGGUUCGAUUGGGCACCAACAUCGCAUUCACGCUGCAGUAUGUAGUAGUGCGCAAUUUCCGCUACACGCCUUUUCUGAUCUCGCCGGGGAUUGAUCUGGUGGCCCCCACCGCCGUGGACUGGAGCUCCCGAGUGACGCUGCUGGACAGCGUCAUGGUGCUUCGUGUCUGCUGGCCGGACUUUUCCAACGCCAACUCCGUAGCCGCCACAAUCGCUGCCGCCGCCCCCGGAAUCCGAGUGCUGUUUGGCGCUGCGUCGCGCGUUCCGCAAACCGGUUGCACCAACAGCACCUCGCCGUCCGUGCGCGCCGUGUCGCGCUGCUGGGCAGAUCGUGGCGUGUACGAGGCAAUUGUCUCGCCGGGCUGGAACAUUGACGAUGCCGGCGUGACAACUUUGACCAACUACAUGCUCUACCUCAUUCGCGCUGGGUUUCUGUCGCCGCCAGCGCCGCUGCCGGAUCCCAACGCCCCGGACGUUUCAGUCAUUCGCACUGGCCGCGAUCUGGUCGUAGCCCUCGCCAACCCCGGUAAACGGUACGGCAUCAUCGUGAACAGCAUUCAAGUGUCGUUCGCCGACUGGACCGGCUUCGCAAGGCCCACAGUGAAUCGUGACUCGGACUUCACCCUGCUGGGGACACCGGCGCCGCUGACUGCGUGGCCGACUGUAGAUCUCGGGAACUCUCGGGCCAAGGACGUCAUAACACCCGCCGUCAACAUGGAUGACCAGAACACGACGGCCGCGGCGGGCUACAUUGUCGCCAUGCAAAGAGUGCCGUACCUAUGCGAGCAGCAAAUGCCGUACUUGUGCUUGCUAGCACUGGGACCUGUUGGCUGCUACAUCAGCACAUUGCAGACAAAUCGACCGCCGUCGCCGCCGCCGCCGCCGCCGUUACCGACGCGGCCGCCAAACCCGCCCCCUUCGCCGCCGCCAGUCCCACCAGCGAUGCCGCCAGGGCCCCGCCUCCCGCCAAUGCCGUACACAUACGCUCCAGGCGUCUCGGUGAUCCGCACGGCCCGAGACCUAGCCCUCGCGCUGUACGACAACAGCAUCAGCUACGCGAUAAUCCGAAACGACAUCUCUAUGGAUGCCUCAGCCUGGUCCGGCAUUCCAUCGCCUGCCGUACGCUUUCAGCCGAUUACAAUCGCCGGGAGUUAUUCUGGUGGGCCGCCAGAAUCGUGGCCCAUACUUGAUCUGGGCUUCGUGAAGAACAAGGUGAAGCUGUCCGGAAACGUCACCGUCAACUUCCAAAACGUGAUGCUGCAAGCUUAUCGAGACGCCUUCGACGCCUUCGACACCUUUUCCUCUCCGGGGCUCGACUUAAUCACCAAGUCGAACUUCUUCGCGGGGGCACUGGUGCGCAUCCAGGACUGCGCUCUCCUGCUGCCGGUUUGCCUACCACGCAGCGUCGUGACUCUGUCCUUCACAGCCAGCUACAGACCCCUUCUCAUAGCCGGAGAGAGGCAGGUCAUAAACGCGGGUGUCUCGCAGGCGGGAUGUGUCAACAGCGCCGCGGCGCGGCCCGUGUCGCGAUGUUGGGCAGAUCGCGGCGUGUAUGUCAACGUAGCGACGUACGCGUCUAUGGUGGAUGCAUUUGGGCAGCAGGUGCUGGGCGACUACAUGUUCUAUCUGGUGAAUACGGUGUACUUGUGCGAGCAGCAGAUGACGAUGGAAUGUGUGGCGGCAUAUGGGGAACUCGGGUGCUACUCAUUCAUCUAUGCUCUAUCUUCCCAGCGGAUGCUGCUACAGUCCACACAGUCAACACAGCCGUCACAAUCGCCUUCGCAAUCUCAGCAGCUGCUAGUUCCCACUUUUAACAACGGCUUUGCCGUCAGUGUGGAAAACGGUCGGCAGCUGGUGGAAGCGAUUGCAAACCCCAACGUCAGCUAUGUCGAACUGUCGCACGACAUCCGGUUGUUGGAUUCAGACUGGGACGGCUUCCCGUUACCGGUUAUGCUGCUGUCAGAGGGGCCCUUGUCAAUCACCUUCCAGUUUGUCGUGAUCGACAAGUUCCGAGCCACUCCUCUUCCGCAAUCGCCCGGGUUUGACUUAUUGGUUCAACAUCACGGCAGCCGGCAGGAUGCGACGGUGCUGGCGGAAACCAUGCUGUCGUUUCCAAGGCCUUCAACCUUACCUGGCACGCAGAUUGCGCACAAAGUUUCCCAAGCUUGGUGUGUCAGCGAUACGACACAGAACGGCACCGUGCCGUCCGUGUAUAUACGCUGUUGGGCCGACCGCGGCGUGUUUGAGGACAUAGCUGUGGACGGGUUCGAUAUCGAUGCCUUCGGCCGGGCCACGGCCACUGGUUACAACUUGCACCUCCAGUACAUAACAUAUCUUUGCGAGAGGCAAAUGACCGUCGAUUGCGUGAUGCAAUUGGGUCCCGUGGGCUGCUACCUAUCCAUGCCGCCCUCUUCUCCCCAGCCCAGCCACACUGAGCCCGGCGUCGCCGUCGUCUCAACGGGCCGUGAGCUGGCAGCCGCCCUCGCCAACCCAGCCAUAGGUUUCGCCCUCCUCGCAAACGACAUACAUAUGUCGGACUCCGACUGGGCGGACAUCCCCAACCCCGUUCUCCGGAGCUCCAACAUCACCGUCAGUGGACCACGAGGCCCUGAUACCAGCUGGCCAGUGCUGGAUCUCGGAUAUGUCAGUGGGAAGGUCCGCCUUGGCGGCUAUGGCACUGUACUCGUGCUGCAGUACGUUAUCAUCGAGAACUAUCGCCGUGAGGGUUACUUCUUGGCAUACGGAGCUUUUGCCUUCGAUUUACUCGUAACCCCUCGGAACAAUUACGGCGACAUCUCCCCAUCAUCAGCGGUGUUGGUGCAAAAUGCGGCCUUCACGUUUGGACUUUGCUUCCCCAGCAGUAUGCAACGCAUGAUCCUGGAAUACGCGCGCCGGCCGCACAGCCCCUGGCCAAGCACCCAACGGGUAUCUUCCAACCUCCCUCAGGACGGCUGCAUCACUGAUAGCAACAGCAGCGCGGCGACGGUAACAGGUUGGGCCUCCCAGUCGGCCCAGCCGCUGCCGAUCACCUCACGCUGCUGGCCUGAACGGGGCGUCUACGAAGAUGUCGAACUGCAGGGAUUAGACGUUAAAGUCUCUUUCAGAUAUGGCUACUGGUAUUCCGAACUUCGGAUGGCUUCAUACACGGUGUACUUCUCUCACGCCUUAUACAUUUGCAAGCAACAGAUGACGUCAGACUGCAGCGCGUCCCUCGGAACUUACGGCUGCUACUACAGCAUACCCCCCACUCCCCCACUGCCAAGCCGUGGCUUUGUCAUGAUCACGUCGGGCCGUGAACUGGCAGCCGCACUAGCCAACCCAAGAACCCGUUUCGCCCUCGUCGCAAAUGACAUACGUAUAUCGGAGUCCGACUGGAACGGCGUCCCCAACCCCGUCCUUCGUGUCGCUAACUUCACCAUCAGCGGACAGCCAGGCCCCGAAACCAGCUGGCCUGUGCUGGAUCUCGGCUAUGUCAAGGGCAAGGUUCGCCUAGCCGGCGGUGCAGCGCUCAUCUUGCAAUUUCUUGUGGUGCGGAAAUAUCGGGCCCCCGAACUGUCAUUCACACCUGGAUUCGACCUCGUGACGCCAUCCGCCGCGUUUUCAACUGGCACGGAGAACGUUAUCUUGGCCCUGCGGGAUGCAGUCCUUGUGCAAGACUAUUGCCCCCCGGACUUGAUCCUGGCAGACUUCUUGGCCUCGGCUCCCAGGCCCUCGGUUCUGCCGGCCCGUCAGCAAACCUUCAUAGUUUCUGCACCGCAGGCCGCGAACUGCUCAUCAGACGCCAUCGCGCCGCUGUUGUUGCGUUGCUGGGCGGACCGAGGGUAUUACGGGGACAUGGGCCUGGAUGGCUUUGAUGUGGGCGCGCUCGGCGUGUCCACAACCUUUGGGCGCUAUGCCGUAUCCUUGCUGCGCGUACCUUACCUAUGCGAACAAGUGCUGUCGUGGCAAUGUGUGGAGGAGCAUGAUACCGCACAAGCCUGCUUGAGGAGCAUGCCGCCCUCUUCUCCCCAGCCCAGCCUCACAGACCCCAGCGUCGCCGUCGUCUCCACAGGCCGUGAGCUGGCAGCUGCCCUCGCCAACCCAGCCAUAGGUUUCGCCCUCCUCGCAAACGACAUACAUAUGUCGGAGUCCGACUGGGCGGACAUCCCCAACCCCGUUCUCCGGAGCUCCAACUUCACCAUCAGUGGGAAGCCAAGUAGUACGGCAGAGCCUGGGGACGCAAGGCGUUUGACCGUGAGCUGGCCUGUGUUGGAUUUGGGUUUUGUGAAGGGCAAGGUUCGCAUAGUCGGCAGUACGACGCUGAUUCUGCAGUAUAUCGUACUACGCAACUACCGGGAUGCUGCAAUGUGGCUUGCCCCGGGCCUCGAUUUGCUGCUGCCUCGCGCACCUGGGGACACGGCGACCUCAUUUGCAACCCCCACUGCCUCACGCAGCGGCGGGCCGCCCCCGGCUGGAUUCGUUGUGCUGCUGCAGGACUCUUUGCUCGUGCUGGGUGUUUGUUUGCCUUCUGCACUUCUUCAGGCGGUGCCGGAUGGGGGAGUGGGAGUUCGACCGGCGGGGGCACCCCCUGGGCCGCAAGUCACAACUGCUGUCUCCAGCCCCUACCCACCCCAAUGCAACAGCAGUACAGUCGGCGGCACCGCCAGGGUCACCACCGGUAGAUCAUUGCCCCUACCAGACUGCUGGCCCAGCGGGGGCGUGUAUGAGGACGUGGCCAUGGCGGCCAUCGACUUGAGCCCCUCAGGAUAUCGUACGGCGGCCGGCUACGUGCUGUACAUGCUGCAUGUGACGUACGUCUGUGAGCUGCAGAUGGCGGAUGAGUGUGUGGAGAAGUGGGGGAUGCCUGCGUGCUACACGAAGAUGUUAUCGACGAUUAGCGGCAUGUGA
Molecule: messenger RNA, 5184 nt
Organism: Volvox carteri f. nagariensis
Lineage: Eukaryota; Viridiplantae; Chlorophyta; Chlorophyceae; Chlamydomonadales; Volvocaceae
Exons: 22
Coding region: 1-5184 (1727 amino acids)
Source: RefSeq, a predicted model, not a curated record